GAUGGGUGCUUUACACGUACUGUGUUUAAUCCUCUCUUUGUGCAUAUAUGGGGCAUUUGGCCAUUUUUCUUUAUUUGAAAACAAAACUUCUGAGAACAAUGGUUUGUUGUCAAGUACUGCAUCAGGAAAAGUUUCCAACGUCUUACGAGACAUUCUGAAUCAGGAAAGUUUGGUGCGCUUUUCAAUGGUACAAAAAAUACAGAAUUUAGUGAUGGAUGCCCUAGACAACAAAAACGAUAAGCAACUUAUAAAGACAAAGCUUAGUGAGGUGAGAAAGGACUUACAGGACUUGGAGAGUAGAAACCAAAUAAUGGAGAAAGAAAACGUUAAACUUAAAAAGGAAUUGGGGGUCAUCCAUAACACGGUUAAUGACAAUAUAAACGAAACAAAAGAAGAAAUUCAGGACUUGAAGACUAGAAACCAAAUAAUGGAGAAAGAAAACACCAAACUUAAAGAGGAAUUGAAGGUCAUUCAUAACACGGUGAAUGACAAUAAAAACGAAACAAAAGAAGAAAUUCAGGACUUGAAGACUAGAAACCAAAUAAUGGAGGAAGAAAACGUCAAACUUAAAGAGGAAUUGAGGGUCGUCUACGGUACGAUGAAUGCUAAUAGAAACUAUACAAAGGAAGAAAUUCUAUCUCUUGACCAGAAAAUUAAAAGCAACACUCUAGCUUUCCUAGAUGAAAAUCAUAAAUUAGCUAUGAAAAAUGCAGAUUUCGAAAAACAGCUUGAUUUGUUUGAAAAGAAAAUCGAAAGUGACUUGAAAAGAGAAAUACAGAUAUUGAAAAUGAAGGACCACAGCACAAUGGAGAAAAUAAACGUUCUAAACGAAUCGCAAAUCCUUUUUGCUAAAACUCACCUCGAAAAAAUCAAAGAACUUGAUUAUGAUAUGGGUAAUAAAAGUAUGGUUUUCAAAAACAAUAAUCGUGCAUUGGCAAAAGAAGUUGAGGGUCUCCAAUACCAAAUGGAUGGGAUGAACGCAACAUUACAGAAAAGAGGUGUAAUUAGAAUUGCCGAACGUGUUAAAAACAAUGAAGAAAAAAUAGAAAAUUUCUCGGUUACUGUAAAAAAAGCUCUAGGCAAUGUCUGGAAGGAUCUGAAUGCAUCGAAUGUGAUCUUGUCAAAAGGUAUGAUAACAUUCUAUUUAAGUUCAUUAUGCCUUUUAGAGAGAAAGAAAGAAACAAAUCUUUAGAAGAGUCACAUUUAUAUAAAUCAUAAUUUCAGAGACUGUAUAUAUUCAUAUUCAUUUUUUUC
Messenger RNA from Saccostrea cuccullata (small rock oyster), 1254 nucleotides. RefSeq names its product putative leucine-rich repeat-containing protein DDB_G0290503. The record is from RefSeq and is a predicted model, not a curated record. The transcript has a single exon. NCBI's taxonomy places the organism in Eukaryota, Metazoa, Mollusca, Bivalvia, Ostreida, Ostreidae. Bases 2 to 1192 code for a protein of 396 amino acids.